This is a messenger RNA of Amaranthus tricolor (Joseph's coat), 1396 nucleotides long. RefSeq lists its product as uncharacterized. The transcript is spliced from 2 exons. The coding region runs from base 312 to 794 and encodes 160 amino acids. The record is from RefSeq and is a predicted model, not a curated record. Lineage: Eukaryota; Viridiplantae; Streptophyta; Magnoliopsida; Caryophyllales; Amaranthaceae.
UAGAAUUGGAGUGCUUUGUACUUGUAAUAAGUUUAGUUGUAUAUCAUCAAUCAGAAAACCCAAACUCAAAAGGCAGUGAAGAAAAGCAACAAAGUUUAUUAACAAAAGAGACAAACCCACAAACUCGCAAAAUCCCCUUUUCAAAGCAAUCAAUAAUUAGAAUACCCAAUUCAAAUCAAUCAUCCAUCCAGUUUCUAAAUCAAUUUCUUCCUACGAUUUAAUCAAAUUUCCGUAAUUCCGUCAACGCAUAAUAUCUACCUUUACCAGUUUCACUGUCGCCGUCUUCUCGGCGACUUUUUUCUCUAUAUAAAAUGAGGUUUUUCAAGAAGAUCGCCGGAUUUCUAGGGUUUGCGCAUGAGAAUAAAGAAGAAGAAGAAGAGAACGGUGAUCCGAAUGAUAAUAAUGGUAAUUCAGAUGAAAAUCGACGUAAUCGGAUGAAUGUUGACCCAAUUCCAACGGGCCCACGUAAAGGGUUCAGUGUUCCAGUUCAAGUUCCUGUUGAACGUCCUGUUGUGGGUCCCAUUUUGGUCCCUUGUAAUGGUGAUGGGGGAGUUCAGGGACUCAAGUGGUACGCAGAACGUCUUAAAAUAGAUGAGGAUGGGGAUGUAGCAGAUGAAUUCAUUUAUGAAGUUUCUCCAGAAAUGUCACAUGUCAAGCAAGAUCAACCAAAACCUAUGCCAAGAUUCCAAGUGACGUCCAACGUAAAACACGUGAAAGUAAGAAGACAGAAACCGACUUCUGAUGGGAAGUUUCAGCAUUUGGUCGAAUGUCAUGGUCAAUUACAGUGGGUGUAGAUCCUAAUAGGAUAGCGUUCUCUCCUUUGUCACUGAGAACGCCUAUCGGGAGUAAAAACAGCACCUAACAGCAGAUAGGGAAAUUGCCACUGGGAGCUCAUAUAUUAACUUAUACAGUAGUUUGAAGGCUUUUCCCCUGCUAUUAAGAUGUAUUUGUAUCAUUUAUAUAUCUGGCAUUGGCAUGUACCUCAUUGCAGUAGACACAUCAUCAACUGGCCGAGCCUUUCAUUUUCGCAAUCCAAUCAUGGUGGUUCCCGAGAUAUCUGAACAUGGAUGAGCGAUGAAAUCAAAAGACUUGUAUGUUUUCUAAGUUUACUGAAUGAAAGGCUGUCGAUUGUAGCUUUUCGUUAUUUGAUUGUUUAUUCGAUACGGAUUCUUUUAGAUGACUGUUUUCUUGUGUGCCGAUUCUCUGUUUUGGUUUGUGUUUACAUUUUAAGGAGCUCAAAGUGAUCAACUAAUCAAUUUGUGAUGGAUUGGCUGUCAAAUUUUUUAUCCAACCUGAAAGGCUGAAAUUGAACCGAGUUUCAAUAGAAUACUAGUGGGUUAUAAUUUUGUUUCUAAUCCCUCCCUGGAAUACUAACCCGACCUAGCAAAAUUCACUA